UUUCUCUGACAUUAUAGAGACUCCUAACACGCACUGUAGGUUACUUUUUUCUUUCCUCCCGGCGACGUCCUCUGCAAAGUUGCGCUCCUGGAUUUUAAGCGCGUCUUGGCGAAGUCCGUCCCCAUCAGGCAGCGGCUUCAACCUUCCUGUCAAUCGGCCGGACCAAGCAACCGGCGGACCGCUCGCUGUGUCUUUCACUUCACCCGGCGAAGAUUUCAUGCGAAGUAAAGUACGGAUGCUGGAAUCUUUGCAUUGAUUGGAACAAAUAGAAAGCAGAAAAAAAGACAGAUAAAGGAAGAGCACAAGAGUGAAGAGAAAGAAGAAGAGAAAGAAGAAGAAAGGAGGGAGAAGAAAGCAUAAAGUUCUGUAGAAAGAGGAAAGAAAGAAAGACACGGGGACGAUGGGGAGGAAAAAGAUUCAGAUCACGCGGAUUAUGGAUGAACGCAACAGACAGGUGACAUUUACAAAGCGAAAGUUUGGCCUGAUGAAGAAGGCUUAUGAGCUGAGUGUGCUGUGUGACUGUGAGAUUGCCCUGAUCAUCUUCAAUAGCACCAACAAGCUGUUCCAGUAUGCCAGCACAGACAUGGACAAGGUCCUGCUUAAAUACACCGAGUACAACGAGCCCCACGAGAGCAGGACAAACUCCGAUAUUGUGGAGACAUUGAGAAAGAAGGGCCUAAACGGCUGUGACAGCCCAGACCCCGACGCAGACGACUCGGUUGGCCACAGCCCCGAGUCCGAGGACAAGUACAGGAAAAUAAACGAGGACAUUGAUCUGAUGAUCAGCAGACAGAGAUUGUGUGCAUUGAGCAAGAAGGAGAACAAAGGCAGCGAGAGCCCGGAGCUCGAGUCUGCUCUCAUCCUCACCCCACGCACUGAGGAGAAAUACAAACAGAUUAACGAGGAGUUUGAUCACAUGAUUAAAACUCAUAAGAUUCCCCAGGCCGUGCCUCCAUCAAACUACGACAUGCCCGUGUCCAUUCCCGUUAGCAACCAGAACAAUCUCAUUUACAGCCACCCCGGUGGUUCCCUAGGCAACCACAACCUGUUGCCCCUGGCGCACCAUGGCCUACAGAGAAACAGCAUGUCUCCCGGAGUUACACACAGACCCCCCAGUGCAGGUAACACAGGUGGCCUCAUGGGUGCUGACCUCACCACUGGCGCAGGCACAAGUGCUGUAAAGUGCCUCUCCCUUGCUGUCGCUACCCUGCGUUGCCUUGGAGACCGAUGGUGUUACUAUAGCGACAGUGGGCCCACGGAAAGGGUGAACCAGAGAAUAAACAACUCUCAGUCUGCUCAGUCAUUGGCCACCCCAGUGGUAUCAGUAGCAACUCCCACUCUACCGGGACAAGGCAUGGGCGGUUACCCAUCUGCCAUCUCUACUUCUUAUGGUACCGAGUAUUCCUUGAAUAGUGCAGAUCUGUCCUCCUUGUCUGGCUUCAACAGUGGCAGCUCCCUUCACCUUGGCUCAAUGAGUGGGUGGCAACAGCAGCACCUUCAGAACAUGCAGCAUUCAGCCCUUGGCCAGCUAGGAAAUUGCUCUAGCUCUCACUUAUGUCAGGGUUCAAAUCUCUCCCUGCCCUCUGCUCAAAGCCUGCACAUCAAGUCCGAACCUGUUUCUCCUCCUAGAGAUCGCACCAGCAGCACACCAGGGGUCUACGGUGGCGGGGUACCACCUCCCCAGAACCCCUCGUCCCGCCAGGACUCGGGACGCUCCCCCGUUGAUAGCCUGAGCAGCUGUAGCAGCUCCCAUGAGGGCAGCGACCGUGAUGAGCACAGGAAUGAGUUCCACUCGCCUCUGGGACUGGCCCGGCCCGCCCUGGAUGAACGCGAGAGCCCCUCCAUCAAACGGGUGCGCCUGUCAGAGGGAUGGGCGACAUGAUAGCUCUGUCCUCUCCCCCGCAGUGCCCCGAGUUGCCCUGAGCCCCCGACAACGCAGUGUUACGAUGCCCCCCAAGUCAGCUUCCUCCUCUUCCUCCUCUCACUCGAUAUCACGAGUCACUCACCACCCAACCCCAAGGCCUCUUUCCUUUUAUCUCUUUAACGCUGAAGGAAAGAAAAGGGACAACCCUUUUCAAAAAUCAGUUUGUAAUUUCUUUUCCUUUUUUAUUUUAUUUUCCUUUUUCUUUUUGCUGAGUGUGUGUUUGCUAUACAUAUUGACAUUAUAUAAACCAGUGGGGUGUUGUAAUGGGGGUUUGGGAGGGUGGGUGUUGAUUGGGAUCGGUUCUGGGGGUAUUUUUGUUGGGGAACUAUGCAUAAAUUGUAUUGUGUGUGGAUAAAAAGAAUCACGUAUGCAUAUAUCUUUACACGUGUGUGUAUGUGUACAUAUAUGCAUAUCAACAAAUAAACAAAAAAAAUAGUCAGGUACUCUGUUUCAUAAAACGUACUUACAAUUUGCCUCAGCGAUAUAUUAGUGACUAGAUACAAAAAAAAGAAAAAAAAAAACUUUAUCAUGAGCGUGAGUGUGUCCAGUGGAAAACACCUUAGCACUUGAGUUGGACAAACAGUACAUGUGUACAGUGUCAGUUUCAUUGCUAUAUACCUUCUCUGCAGUUCUCCCUUGCAAAAAUGUGUGUUAACAUUAGAUGAUGUCAUGUUGCAGGUUCAACGUAUUUAUGUAAAUAGUGGGUCAAGGGGGGAAGGGCAGGGGUCAAAAGUUGCCAGACGUUACAAGAUUUAUUUACUCACUAAAUGAAAAGCUAUAUGCAACAUUUGAAGGAUUGUACAGGUAAACAGGCAAAUCUGAUGCUAGAUGUGUGGAACCUUUGAUGAUUUUAGCGCUCCCCUUAAAGAACGGAGCUGAGUGAGGACCACCCUUUGAUCUAAGAGCUACGUUAGUGUAAUCAAGAAAACUCUGGAUCUAGUAUUAACUAUUCAGUAUUAAUAAACAAAAAAGGAAAAAUAAAAAAUAACUGUACGAUACACUUGCUUAUAUUUUCAUAUGAAAGGAAUACAAUGCAAAGCAUUUUUGUGGCUUUUUGUAGUUUCUAUAAGCCAGAAUGUGUUUUUUGAUAGCUUUGCUAAUAAGAGAUGGAUAGUUCACCCAGAGGGGAAAUGACAGGGCUUCGAAGCCCUAAGCCAUGAAAAACAGAGUGAGAUUCAAUGCUUUGCUGAACUGUUUUAUCUUUGUAGAGGUUUGUUUUUAAACGUGUAUUUCUAAUUAUAUAUAAUAAUGGUAAUAUUAAGAAUCUUUUAAAAAAAAUCUGUGAAAUUAACAUGCUUGUGUAUAGCUUUCUAAUAUAUAAAUAUAUAUAAUAAUGAUUUUCGUUGGUUUCUUAGUGGAGUUUCUAUGUGCAGUUGCACAUGUUGUCUGGUUUGUUUAAUUUGAGCCCUGAACAGUGCUGUUCGGGGGUGUAUUUAGUCUAACCUUGAAAACCAGCUGGAAAGCAUUGCCAGAGUUUGUGUGACGGAGGAAAGACAGGCCCGAAUGCUGAAAAACAACCUGUUAGUGGAAAAUGUCACAAGACUGGAACUGGGGAAGACGGAAAUAAACGCUGACACAUGAUGUACCUGAUUGUCACACUGAUGAGGAAAUAUGCCUGACCCUCAGUCCAUGUCUAUGCAUUUUUAUGCAUCCGAUAUUUCAUUCUUAACCUUAAUUAUCUAAUUUAAUAGUAGUUAAUCUCAUAAAACAUGUUUUCUGACAAUACUGAUUUUCUGUUCCACCUCAAAUCUUCACCGCAGUCAGGGCUUGUGUUCAGGAUGCUGCGAAAGUCCAGACUCAAUCUGUACAAUUUUUCUUUUGAAUCAUAUUUAUGUAAUAUAAUUUUGCAAAUGAGUUGUGAUUAAUUAUCCCAGAUCAUUUCCAAACCUUAUUUGAUUUGGUGUCCUCCUGUGACUCCUCACGUUUCCACUCUUCAAAACAGGGUUCCACAUCAUGUACCACAUGUCACUGACAGUUCAGUGUCAGAUACGCAAGGACAAAUAGAUCAUGCUGGUAUGGGAGAAGCACAAUUGUUUAUUUUAGAUAAGUAGCUGUUUUGAUUUUCUCUUUUUUUAAACAAUGAAACUAGCCACAUAUCUCUCUGCCUCCCACUCCCGUAUCUGCUGUCACUUAAGUGUUAUGAUAUUUCUAUGUGCAUAUUUCAUGCAGGUUCACUUUGUUGUUACUGUAUACAGUCUGUGUAGUCAAACAGGGGCAGAGCCUCUAAAACGGUGUUCUUCUCUUUUUUUUUUUAAUUCAAUACAAAAUGGUUGAGAAAAAAAUACAUGAUGUUUCAGGCAGCAUAAGUGUGGAAAAACCAAAGCCAAUGGCAUUUCUGUGUUGUAAAACUCAACUUUUAUUUUCACAUUCAUUUAUGGUUUUUGCAAGCAUUGAAACAACACAAUAAAAGAAUUUGCUCAAAUGUACAAUUGGUUUCACAUUUCAAUUUCAGUCAAAUGUAGCUUUAGCUAUCAAGCUGCACUGUCUAUACCAACCACAGUAAUUUACCUAUUUUAAUUCUCAUUUGUCUCCCUGUGCAUUGCAUUGAAAAGGUUAUACACAGAAACUUAUUUUGUAUGUACAAUUUGUUUCAUUUAGAACCAACAGAAUCAUUCAGGCCUGAUUAUGCGAAAAGCAUGAUUGUUGUCCACUUGAUCAAAGCCCAUUACACACUUAUUAUCAUUGCAACUUGCUCACUGAUUGAAAUUAUGCCAACAUGUCCUGAUGGUUAAUUAGAGUGCUGUAGUUUUGAAAAUAAUUCUAACCAAAGACAUGGUGAAAACUUGUCAUUAUAUCUUUGUUUUGUUUUUGUUUUUUUUUUUUUUUGUGUUUGUUAAAUUGAAAGCCAUUCUUUUUCAUCAUCUGUUGAUCAGUUGUUCUUUGUCAUUAUUAUAAUAGACUAAAUGUUGGUACCUCAAAUUGACCCAAGCAGUACCUCAGCUGAUGUUUUGAUAAGUCACUUGCAGUGCAAAGGGGAGACCAUACACCUGUACAGCCAUGUGUAGUAACAUACCAUUGCUUAAGGUCCCAGUAUUCACAUGGGAUUCUUUGUUGCUCCACCGUGUUUGUGGUUUAUUUAAGUUGUAUUCAAAAGCUGAAAAGGAAUUAAAAAAAAAAAAAAAGAAUAAUAUGUUAAAAUGCUUAAAAAGUCAGUCUGUAGUAUCAAUGUAGCUUGUAUAAACCUGAAAAUGGGGGAGGUUUGGAACUAAUGUUUUCUGGAACGCAAGAGCGGCUUUCAGCGGCAAAAGCUGGCCUUUGUCGCCACUUAAGACUAAAAUGGUAUUAAAUUAAAUCCACAUCUCUGUAACUCAAGGGACUUGAUUCAGCUGUAUGUAGUCAAAACGUAUGGGGAUGAAAUAAAAGUCUCCUCUGCUGGAGGGAAAGGCUAUUUGUAUUUUGCAGAGAUUUCAGUAAAG
Messenger RNA from Xiphias gladius (swordfish), 5340 nucleotides. RefSeq names its product myocyte enhancer factor 2cb (gene mef2cb). Gene Ontology annotation, biological process: positive regulation of transcription by RNA polymerase II; cell differentiation; heart development. Gene Ontology annotation, molecular function: RNA polymerase II cis-regulatory region sequence-specific DNA binding; DNA-binding transcription factor activity, RNA polymerase II-specific; protein dimerization activity. The coding region runs from base 401 to 1882 and encodes 493 amino acids. The transcript is spliced from 11 exons. NCBI's taxonomy places the organism in Eukaryota, Metazoa, Chordata, Actinopteri, Istiophoriformes, Xiphiidae. The record is from RefSeq and is a predicted model, not a curated record.